AUGAAGGCGCUGCGCGCGCCCUGCCGCAUCAUCGCCGAGAACGCGGGCGUGGAGGGCGAGGUGGUCGUGCAGAGGCUGCUGGGCCAGCCCUUUGCCAUGGGCUACAACGCGAUGACCGACAGCGUGGAGGACCUGCUGGCGUCGGGCGUCAUCGACCCCGCCAAGGUGACGCGCAACGGCCUGCAGAACAGCUGCUCCAUCGCAGGCAUCAUGCUGACCACGCAGGCCGUCAUGGUCGAGCGGACCAGGUCGGGGGCCGCGCCCGGCGGCAUGGGCGCGGCCGGCAUGCCCAGCGGGCUGUCCAUCUAA
Monoraphidium neglectum is the source of this 309-nucleotide messenger RNA. RefSeq lists its product as hypothetical. Gene Ontology annotation, biological process: protein refolding. Gene Ontology annotation, molecular function: ATP-dependent protein folding chaperone; ATP binding. Bases 1 to 309 code for a protein of 102 amino acids. NCBI's taxonomy places the organism in Eukaryota, Viridiplantae, Chlorophyta, Chlorophyceae, Sphaeropleales, Selenastraceae. The transcript has a single exon. The record is from RefSeq and is a predicted model, not a curated record.